Molecule: messenger RNA, 17559 nt
Organism: Podarcis lilfordi (Lilford's wall lizard)
Lineage: Eukaryota; Metazoa; Chordata; Lepidosauria; Squamata; Lacertidae
Source: the annotation of a GenBank genome assembly
AUGGAUUCUCUGGACACCAAUCCCUUGUCAGUGAAUGUCAGCACCGGAAGAGUGGUCUUGAUGCCUCGUAUUGGUUACACUAUAAUUGCAAUUAUCAUGGCAAUAUCUUGCACUUUAUCAGUAAUUCUGAAUACAACUGUUAUUGCAGUAACUAUUAAGUACAGACAGCUUCGUCAGCCAAUUAACUAUUCCCUGGUCAAUUUAGCCAUAGCAGACCUUGGAGCAGCCUUGUUGGGAGGAACUCUGAAUGUAGAAACAAAUGCUGUUGGGUAUUACAACCUGGGUAGAGUUGGCUGUGUCACCGAAGGCUUUUCUAUGGCAUUUUUUGGUGAGUACUUGUCUAAAACUGAUUUGUUGUAUCAUAAGUUAGAAAGGAGCCAGACGCUAAAAUGUUUAAAGUUAGCACAAGCAACUAAAUUGUCUUUGCAUGAUAGGAAGAGCAACAGAGUUCUGUAAGACUCCUAGCUGUGCUAGCAUUUCAACAAUGCUGGUCUCUUAUUUAUCUUUCUCCCUAUUGCAGCAAAUAUGCUUACAGUUUUAAUAUGUGUGUGUUUUAAUAUCAUGCAUUUUUUUUAUCAUGAUCUUUUUAGCAGGUAGAGUUAUGGCUUAAAAAUAAAAUUACAUUUCUCUUAGUUUUGCAUGGGUGCAAAUCAGGGGGCGGAAAUGGAGCAAUUUGGACCUUUGUCUCUGACUUUGCUAUCAGUAAUGCAGUUAGGUAAUUUUAAAUAGUCUUUGGUGAUAAUGUCACUUCCAAAUGUGCUGCAUUUGGGAGCCCUCCUGCUGAUUCUCCUGUGGGGGUGCCCUGAACCUCUGCCCCAAAAAAUUGCCUCUGUUUGCUAUUCAAUCAGUUGGCAUUUAACUGUAGGGAGUUAAAUAAGCCUCCAUUGCUUCUCUCUGUGCACCACCUGUCAAAUAGAAAUAGCUUUUGUCUUUACAGUAUGUACCAUGUGUAUGGCAAUUAUUUUACAAACCAUUUAUUAUGGAAUAGUCUUGGAGUAUUAACAACCUAGCGCUAGUGCUGCAGAAAAGGGGAGGGUUGUUGCUCCUUACUUUUCACUAUGUGCUGCAGCAGCUGUAGGGCUGUGGAUGUGUUGGCAAGUGCAACUCUUCAAGCCACCUCUGCUUCAGGAUUGCUUUGCCUGUAGGUUUGUUUCCUCCUGUGUCCUCACUUCUCCUUUAAACAAGCCCUGUCUUCCCUCCAUCUUUUAAAAAUAACAACACUUAGAAAUUAUGCAGCGUUUCCCCUAAAAGCUCAAAGUCCUUUGCAUACUGUCUUUCAGUACAUUUUAAAUGUGCUGAAGAUAAAGACGAUAUAUGAUGAAUUAGUUAAGGAAUAAAAAACUCAUAAAGUUUUAUUUUUUUAAAAUUAUAACAGCCCUGUAAAUCAUGUCACAUAUUAUUAUCCAGAGGCGUAGGAAGGGAGGGCAGGGGGAGGACCGCCCUGGGUGUUAUACCUGAGGGGGGGUGACAUUCGGCGCGCCACCCACCUGCAACUCCCAAGCCUACCCCAAGCCGUUGGGGGAAGGGGGGAGCUGCGCCACUUCGCCUUCAUUUUGACAGCUCGGGGGAGGCUUGGGAGUUGCGGGCAGGCGACGCGCUUAAUGUCACCCCCCGGUGCGCCACCCGCCUGCAACUCCCAAGACGCCGAGCCGCCGAUGGGUUGACAAAAAAAAUUCCGCACCAGGUACCACCUGACCUUGCUAGGUAAAGGUAAAGGGACCCCUGACCAUUAGGUCCAGUCGUGACCGACUCUGGGGUUGUGGCGCUCAUCUCGCUUUAUUGGCUUCUGGGUCAUGUGGCCAGCACAACUAAGCCACUUCUGGUGAACCAGAGCAUCGCACGGAAACGCCGUUUACCUUCCCGCCGGAGCAGUACCUAUUUAUCUUUUUUUUUUAAUAAGAUAUUUAUUAAGAUUUUUUUAAAUAUUACAAUAAAAAAUGAAAAAGAAAAAGAAAAUACAAAAUAAAAAUGAUUAAAAACCACUCAAUUUUUCCAUUGCUUAUUUUUCCUUAGCUUGUUUCCCGGACCUCCUCAUAACUCCCUUUUGUGUAUGUAAGUUCAGUUUGUUGGUUCAGCAAAUCCUUACCCUCUUUAUUUGUCCUAAUCUUUGGUCUUAAAAGAGUAACGUUAGAUUUUUACCUCUUAACAAUCCAUUUUUCAUAUUCCCUUAAAGCAUUACAGCUGGAAACCACUUAAUUUCUAUCCAACAUCGUUCUAACAUUCAUUAAUUUUACAAUAUUUCUGUAGAUAAUCUUUGAACUUCUUCCAAUCUUCUUCCACCGACUCUUCUCCCUGGUCUCAGAUUCUGCCAGUCAUUUCUGCCAGUUCCAUAUAGUCCAUCAACUUCAUCUGCCAUUCUUCCAGAGUGGGUAGAUCUUGUGUCUUCCAAUACUUUGCAAUGAGUAUUCUUGCUGCUGUUGUGGCAUACAUGAAAAAAGUUCUAUCCUUCUUUGGCACCAAUUGACCGACUAUGCCUAGGAGAAAGGCCUCUGGUUUUUUCAAGAAGGUAUAUUUAAAUACCUUUUUCAGUUCAUUGUAUAUCAUUUCCCAGAAAGCCUUAAUCCUUGGGCACGUCCACCAAAGGUGAAAGAAUGUACCUUCAGUUUCUUUACAUUUCCAACAUUUGUUAUUGGGCAAAUGAUAAAUUUUUGCAAGCUUGACUGGGGUCAUGUACCACCUGUAUAUCAUUUUCAUAAUAUUCUCUCUUAAGGCAUUACAUGCCGUAAACUUCAUACCUGUGGUCCAUAACUGUUCCCAGUCAGCCAUCAUUAUGUUAUGUCCAACAUCUUGUGCCCAUUUAAUCAUAGCAGAUUUCACCAUUUCAUCCUGAGUAUUCCAUUUCAACAGCAAGUUAUACAUCUUUGACAAAAUCUUAGUUUUGGGUUCUAAUAGUUCUGUUUCUAAUUUUGAUUUUUCCACCUGGAAGCCAAUUUUCUUAUCCAACUUAUAUGCCUCCAUUAUCUGAUAAUAAUGAAGCCAAUCUCGCACUUUGUUUUUUAAUUUCUCAAAACUCUGCAAUUUCAGUCUAUCUCCGUCUUGUUCCAAAAUUUCCCAAUAUUUCGGCCAUUUGGCCUCCAUAUUGAGCUUUUUCAGAGCUUUUGCUUCCAUCGGUGACAGCCACCUUGGAGUUUUAUUUUCCAAUAAGUCCUUGUAUCUUAUCCAGACAUUAAACAAUGCUUUCCUGACAAUGUGAUUUUUAAAUGCUUUAUGUGCUUUGACCUUAUCAUACCACAGAUAUGCAUGCCAUCCAAAUACAUUGUUGAACCCUUCUAGAUCCAAAAUGUCAGUGUUUUCAAGAAGCAACCAUUCUUUCAACCAGCAAAAAGCUGCUGAUUCAUAGUAAAGUUUAAAGUCUGGCAGGGCAAAUCCACCUCGUUCCUUUGCAUCUGUUAAUAUUUUAAAUUUUAUUCUAGGCUUCUUGCCCUGCCAGACAAAUUUAGAAAUAUCUCUCUGCCACCUCUUGAAACAGUCCAUUUUGUCCACAAUUUGCAGUGUUUGAAACAAAAACAACAUUCUAGGCAAUACAUUCAUUUUUACCGCAGCAAUACGGCCCAGCAGUGAAAGCUUCAAAUUUGACCAAAUUUCUAAAUCUUUUUCACUUCAGCCCAGCAUUUUUCAUAGUUGUCUUUAAAUAAAUUCCCAUUUUUGCUGUCAUGUUAAUCCCCAAGUAUUUAACUUUCUUAACCACUGUUAAACCUGUCUCAUUCUGAAACCUCUCUCUCUCCAUUGGUGUUAAAUUUUUCUCUAAAACCUUGGUCUUUAACUUAUUCAACUUAAAUCCUGCAACUUGACCAAAUUCUUGAAUCAGUUCUAAAACUCUUUUGGUACUAGAUUCUGGCUCCUGUAACGUCAAUACUAAGUCAUCUGCAAAUGCUCUCAAUUUGUACUGUUUGGCUCCGACCUGUAUACCUUUAACCAACCGGUCCCUUCUAAUCAUGUUCAGCAGAACCUCCAGGACCGAUAUAAAAAGCAAUGGGGAAAUUGGGCAACCUUGUCUUGUCCCUUUUUCUAUCCUAAAUUCUUCCGUCACCACAUUAUUUACAAUUAGUUUAGCCUUUUGUUCUGAAUAAAUUGCACUUAUACCGUUUUCAAAACCUUGGCCUACCCCCAUCCCCUGUAGGUUCUUCUUCAUAAAACUCCAAGAGAUAUUGUCAAAAGCUUUCUCCGCGUCCACAAAUAUCAAAACUGCUUUAGUAUUUAUGUUCACUUCUAGUUUUUCCAAAAUAUCAAUUAUAUUCCUCAAAUUAUCGGACAAGUGUCUUCCCGGGAGAAAGCCCGCUUGGUCUUUAUGAAUCUCUUCCAUCAAUACUUUUUCAAUCUCUUGGCCAAAAUGUCUGCAAAAAUUUUGUAAUCCACAUUAAGUAACGAUAUGGGGCGGUAGUUCUUAAGCUGAGUCUUUUCAGUCUCUGUCUUCGGUAUAAGUGUAAUGUACGCCUCUUUCCAAGACUCUGGUGCCCUUUUCCCUUCCAAUAUUUCAUUGCAGACUUCCUUUAAAGGUUGUAAUAACCACUCUUUCAAAGAUCUAUAAUAUCUAGAAGUCAGCCCAUCCGGUCCUGGAGAUUUGCCUAAUUGCAUGUUUUGAAUGGCACCUUCUACUUCCUGUUCAGAUAUUUUAUAGUUCAACAUUAAUUUACUUUCUUGGGAUAUUUUUGUAAUCCAUUUGUCUUCAGAAAUUGGUCUAUAUCCAUUUCUUUCUGUGGCCCUUGUGUAUAUAGUUGUUUAAAAUACCUCUGGAAACAGUUUCUAAUCUCAGUUGGGUUAUGUAUAUUCUUUCCUUCCACUUCUAAAUUUGUAAUAGUAUUUAAUUUUUGUCUUUUUUCAUUUGCCAGGCCAGCAAUUUCCCACAUUUGUUAGCUGAUUCAAAUGUUUUUGUCUCAUUUGUUUAAUUUUCCAUUCUAUUUCCUGAUUCAUCAUUUCCAUAUAUUGUACUUGAUAUAACUUUAUUUCUCUCAAAAUCUCCUGCGACUUUGGUUUUGCUCUCAAUUUCUUUUCACUUUCUUUUAUUUUCCCCAAAAUUUUAUCUUUCUUCUCAUUUUGACUUCUCUUCUUUAUUGCAUUCUGUUGUAUCAGAAACCCUCUCAUGACAGCUUUACUUGCGUCCCAGAUUACUCUUUUUUCUACAUUAGUAUUCAUAUUUAUUUCAAAAUAGUCUCUCAAGGUUUUUGGGCCUUUUUAUACACUUCUUCAUCUCUAAAUAGGGUGUCAUUCAUCCUCCAUCUGAAGGAGCCAGUUGAUGUUAGUUUCAACUCCAUCCUUACCGCAUUAUGGUCGGAGCAGGUUUUUGGGCAGAUUUCCACUUUCUUUAUCUUUGGUGCCAUUCCUCUAGUUACCCAUAUUUGGUCAAUUCUAGUCCAUGUCAUCUUAGCUUCAGAAAAGAAGGUUCCCUCUCUUCCCAAGGGGUUCUUUGUUCUCCAAGUGUCCACUAAGUCAAAAUUGUCUGUCAUCUCGAAAAAUGUUUUCGGUAGUCUACCAUCCUUGGUAACUACCUGUCUUUGUGCCUUAUCCAUGUUUGUAGAUACUACUCCAUUCAUAUCCCCCAUCAAAAUCAAAUUGUAAUCCAAAUAAUCCAAUAAAGUCUCAUGCAACUUUUUAAAAAAUUCAGAUUCCCCUCAUUCGGUGCAUAAAUUCCUACUAUCAAAAAUUUCUCUCCUUGAACUUGAAUUUCAAUUGCCAAAAAUCUUCCUUGGUCAUCUUUGAAAAUAAAUUUCGGUGAUAGUCUCUCCUUUGCAUAUAUCACAACUCCUCUUUUUUUUACUUUGUCAGAUGAGAUAAACUCCUGUCCCAAUCUCUUAUUAAUCAGUAGUUUCCUGUGUAACCUUGUUACAUGUGUUUCUUGUAGACAAAUCAAGUCCAAUUGUUCCUUUUAUUUAUCUACUUGCACUUUGAUGUGCUUUCGAACUGCUAGGUUGGCAGGACCUGGGACUGAGCAAUGGGAGCUCACUCUGUCGCGGGGAUUCAAACCGCCGACCUUCUGAUUGGCAAGUUCUAGGCUCUGUGGUUUAACCCACAGCUCCACCCGCUAUGCCUCUGUUAUUAUCCUCAUGUUUCAUGGGAUGGGGGUUUUUGCUGAGGAUAAAAAUAGAGACCCCUGAGUGAGUCCAUUGCUAAGAUUUGAUCCAGGGACUUCCUGGCUCAUACUACAUGCACUUAACAAUGGCAAAACAAAGCAAUGAAACAUUCAUAAUCUAACUUAGGUUUAAUUGACAAGACAACAGAAUAUGCUCAGGAAACAUACAUGUUCAAGCACACAUGUUCACAUUUUUACGUUAAAUCUUUACUAAUCAAGAUACUGGCAUGUUUUUAAAAUGCUGCAUUCCUUCUAAAAACAUUUUCCUGAGAUGAAAUGUCAUCUACUACACUAUCAAAAAUUCUAUGCCCUUUGCCAAAGAACUCAGCUGAAAUAAUUGCCAACUUAGAAAGCACAUAUACUGUUAGUUGUUGCAAUACCAAGGGCUAUUGCUAAAAAAUAAAUAAAAAAUCAAGGGUUUGUCAACAUAUAAAAGAGUUUUUUCACAAUAGAGAAGCAUUUCUUGAGAACAGUUGUGACAGAAAUUUGGCUCCAGGCAAGCAAAUCAAAAAUAGCAGCUUCAGUGUGUUUCAGAAAAGAAAUGGGUUUUUAUAGUGAUGCUCAAAAUGUUUUUUUUUUAAAGCUCCUGACAUGUGAAAGCAUGAGGUGUCACUCUCUUGGAUGGAAGUGCAGUGACCCAAACAUGGGGAGGGAGUUGUUGUAACAAAGCAUUUCUAAAGAGCCUAUUUCUUCAGUGAAGAUUAUGAAAUGAAGUUAGCCUUGUAAACUCCCUCUGAAAACAGAGGCAUGAUUCCCAAGCACUAGGGCUUCAGAAUGAGGGCCCACCAAGGAAUCUAACUCCCUGUUCUUUCUUAACCUUCUUUCAUGGAUGCACUGUGUACCAGCAAACCCCCAGAGGGCCAGGCUCUCAAAUGAUGGCUAAUAAUAAGAAUAAUAAUUUAUUUAUAUGCCACCCAUCUGCCUGGGUUACAAAGUGCAAAGGCUGGCAACCUUUUUCUGUUAAGGGUCACAUUCCCGCGGUAGGUGGAGCCAGAAUCUUUGAUGAGCACAGCAAGAGACAAACGUGUCCUGGAUUAACCUAUAGAGAUCACCAUUCUCCGGUUUUCACCAUGGCUCUCUCAUAUUAGAAUUGCCAAUCCUAUGCAGGUCUUUUCAGGUGUAAGCUCCUCCAAGUUUUCUGGUGGUAUGGUUUGGUUGUUUUUUUCAGUUAAAGCACAUGUAACACAUGUAAAACUAAUAUAGCUACUAUUCAAGAAAGCCAGAGAAGGAAAUUCAUUUCCUCUACAUACACACACACACAGAGAGAGAGAGAGACAGAGAGAGAGACAGAGAGAGCGCGCGCAGAAAUCUAUCAAUUUGCUCUUUCCCACCAAGCCAUACAACCAGAUUUACUUAUUUAUUAAAAAUCAAUUAAAUAAAACAUUUCCCCUUCCAAUUGUUCAGAAACUACUUUGAAACGAAGGGGGAGGACCACUUUUAAAAACAAGGACAAAACUAGAGGGGGGGAAAGGGGGCAAGCCAGGAGAAAUAUAACAGGAAGGAACUCUAGUGGAAUGGAAGAAUGGGGCACCAUCCAAGAAUGAAGUUAGGGGCUUCACAGGAUUGCCCACGUAAAGUCCAAGCCACUUCAACUGCAUUCCCAAGCCACCAAUGAGGUUCCAUGCUGUUCCCAGGCCCUUUUGUAUUGCUAUUUUUAAAAGCUAAGCAGCAAUUGAAGCUUCAGCUGUCCACCAUAAAUGGCAUAAUAUUAUAACAUCAAGAAUAGUUUCUCCCCAUAUAGUUCAGUAAUGCUGCUACAUUUGUUAAUAGCUCUUGGUGUGCCCAAAAUGCUUUGGGUGAUACAUACCAAGUUUCUCUUUUGCCCGAGAAUGCAAACUGAACAACCCUCACUUCCAAACCACUAUUAUGCACACAUACAGAAUGGGAGAGGAGGCGAGAACCGUAGAAGCCAAACUACUUAUUUAUAUAAUGUUCCACAAAAGGCCCUUAUAUACUGUCCUCAUAUACUGUCCUCAUACAGUGGUACCUCGGGUUAAGUACUUAAUUCGUUUCAGAGGUCCGUUCUUAACCUGAAGCACCACUUUUGCUAAUGGGACCACCUCCUGCUGCUGCGCCGCUGGAGCCCGAUUUCUGUUCUCAUCCUGAAGCAAAGUUCUUAACCUGAAGCACUAUUUCUGGGUUAGCAGAGUCUGUAACUUGAAGCAUAUGUAACCUGAAGCAUAUGUAACCUGAGGUACCACUGUAUUAAAAUCAGACAUGUUGUCCUUCCCUCUCUUGUACUAAGGUGUCAUUUACAUUAGGGGUAUAUUGAUCCCUGUGAAGCUUUCUAAAAUCACCCCCCCCCUCCACCACAUAAAAAAGAUUAAUAAUACAAGGUUGUCUCUGCAAAUAGAAAUGUGCAACUGACCCUAGUGGGCAUCAUUUGCACUUCUGCAGUGUCGAUCCUAGACAACUCCCCCCCCCCCAUUUCAUUUAUUGCAUUUAUGUAUAUCCCACUGUUUCUCCCAAGGAGCUCAAAGUGGCGUACAUUGUUUCCCCCAUCCCCAGUUAAUCCUCACAACGGGUAGAUUAGACUAAGAGGCAGUGACUGGUCCAAAGUCCCCCAGUGAGCUUCAUGGCUGAGUGGGGGGUAUGAACCUUGGUCUCCCACGUUUUAGUCCAACACUCUCACCACUGCACCACAUUGGAUUUCAGUACAACACAUUCUCUGUAGGGCUGUUCUUGACAACUAUUAAAAGUCAGAGUGCUUUUCAUCAUAUACUUUAUUUUGAGUUUAUUUCUAGGAGCUGGUUUGACAGAAAGCCCUAUAUUGCUUAGGCCAAGUGUAUUAUUCUUGACUAUACCAUCUGUCUUUGUGCCCGGUUUAUACCAGUGUAGUGUUGUGUAGCAUUGAGUUUGGAGUGGACAAGGUCAUUGGGUGACUUGGGCCAGUCACAGUGGCCUACUUUACAUUGUGGUAGUAAAUCUGUGUUUAGGCCAGGUUUCCUCAACCUCGGCCCUCCAGAUGUUUUGAGACUACAAUUCCCAUCAUCCCUGACCACUGGUCCUGCUAGCUAGGGAUCAUGGGAGUUUUAAGCCAAAAACAUAUGGAGGGCCGCAGUUGAGGAAGCCUGGUUUAGGCUAUGCCACUUUACAUGGCUGGCGUUCUCCCAGAUUCCGACACUGCCAGGGCUGAGCUGUAUGCAGCUGUCAGAGCACAGGAAUAGGAUUGCCAGGAUUGUGCAAAGGAGUCGGAGCGGGGAGCCCAAGCUAGGAGCCCAAGCCAAAGAACUCUUCCAGAUGCCUCAUAGCUACGAAAUCCAUUGUUGCUCAGGCAGACAACCAGCUUAAACAGAAAAUUCUUCUACACAGCUUCCUUUGUAGGAGUGCCCAAUGGCCGGUUUGGGUAGAUGAGACCAGUCUAAAGGCUUGAGAAUAUUUCAUUGUUAGGAAGCUGCCCUAAACUGUAGUUCUUGCAGGGUGUCACACAGGGUAGCUGUACAGAGAAACAAAGUUAUAACCAUGGCUUCUCCAUUUUGGGGCUGUAUAUUUUCAGCAGGGAGCCAGUUCUUAUCCAAGCAUUCAGGAUGUAGAGCCCUGAUCUUCCUGGUUUUGCAUGGGGAGCCAAUCUGAGUACAGCAGACCCCUGCUGCAGUCCCAAACACUGGGAUGGAGGAGGUUGCAGAAAACUUGGGGGGUGGAGAGAGACUAAUAGGGUCAUUCCUUCUCCCCCUCUGCUGCAAUGAUAUUUAAGGGGUGGGAGUGGGGAGAGAAUGAGUGAAUGGGGUUUCAAUAUAAAACAGGCAUAUAGGCUGCCUGCAAACUGCCUAUUUAGAGGGACCCAGCUCACUUUUAAAUCCAUACAGCAUUUUAUGUACAUUACAACAAAACUACUUUUUUUCUCAUCUAUCCCCCACAAUGCACAUUUCCUUUUUAUAUGCACCCGGCAUCCUUUCUUUAAAAAAUCAAUCUUCAUUGCCAUUUCUAAGCUUGCCACACUGUCUAUGAUGCAGUAAUUAAAACGUGGCUCAGUAUUCAUGGGAUGGCUUAACAAGACAUUUUAUAAUCUCAUCAGUUCUUUUACUUGCAUCCCAUUGUUCAGCCUAGGAGCUCAACUUCAUAUGGACUGUCCUUAGAGAACUCUAAUUUUUAUAGCACUUACUGGUGAAUGAAAAUUGCACUGUUUUCAACACUUUUCUUCCUGGUGCAUUAAGAGAUGACAGUUGAACUGAGAUGAAGUAUCAAUAAGAAAUUACACUUUACUAGCUGCAGUUAUUUGCUUGGAAUACAAAGCUUUAUAUCUGACUAAGGAGUGAAGCCAGUAUUUAUCAAUAAAAUAAAAGUGGGCAAAUAAAAACACUGAAUGCAGCACAAUUACAAAUCUCUGAGGAUAGUUUCCUAAAGCUGGCAUCUUGAUAGGAACAAUCCUAAAGUGCAUGUAGCCUGUUUCACUCUGGCUAGCCAGAUUUUCCCAGGAAGGUCAAUAGCCAAACAUGAAGGCAACAGCUCUGCUCUGAUGUUUCUCCACUCCCUACCCCAGGAACUAGCAUUUACUGGCCCAUAGAUGAGCCAUCUUUAACAGUGUGAGGAAAAUGUGCACUCUCCCAUCUCUUCCUCUAGGAGGAGGAGUACCAUAUUUUGUUCAACCACAACUUGCUGUGUUAUUUCAGCAGUGGAGGCUCGUUAUUUAGGGUGAAUGGAUCACUGUCCCAAAAACCUCAGUCUGCCCUCAAUCAGGCCCCACCUCCCUGUCUUCUUUCUUACACCAGGUUCCACUUACAAAUUGAUGCUCAAUAAACAGGUGGUCUAGAAGUGACCACCAUAUUCCAAUGUGAAGGUUCUUCAUAACUCUGGGCAGGCAUGCUUCCUGAAUGAGCUUAGACCUUUCUGCUCAAGAUGGAAAAGUCAGGGUGAAGGGGGCAUGCGUGCACUCAUUUAGUGAAUGAAGCUGAUAUUAUAUACGAGUCUGCUUUAAAAGCAGGGGUGGGGAACUGGGUCCAUCCAGAAGGCCAGAUCCUUAUCUCACCCACUCCAUGCAGGCCAAGUUUGACAGAUGUGGAGCUGGUCUUCUAAAAUCAAAAUGAUGUUGGGUGACCUGUAUCUCACCCCCACCCCAUGGUAUGAAAUCAAACUGUACAAAAGCAAAGGCAAAACACCAUGCACAGUGAUCUAACCAGUGGCUCUCUUCAAAUAUUCUGUUGUGUGUUGCAUGAAUGAUGAUGAUGAUGAUGAUGAUGUUCUGAAUGAAGUGGCAAGCUAUUAAAGCAAGUGAUACCAAGUUCUACUCUUAUGGGUGAGGGAUAAAAGUUUUUCUCUUCCACUUUUUCCACACUAUACAGAAUUUUAUAAACUUCCUUCAUGUUCAAACUUAGCCUACCUCUUCUCUACACUAACAGAGCUCAAAAUGUUUUAACCUUGCAGCGUUGAGAGUUUUCUGCUCCUUUUCUUGCUCUAGAACCUCCUUCUUCAGGUAGAGUGUUAGAACUGUACGCAGUAUUCCAAUGGGGUGGUACCAUACAUUUUUAUAUGGCAAUAUUCAACUCCUUUCCUAAUAAUCCUUCACACAGAAUUUGACUUGUUCAGUGUUAAUUUGUAAUAUGACAAAUGACCAGACCCAAUGGCUUUUAACGGAUAGUUCUAGAAUGUCAUAUUUUAAAUUACUAUAAAAUUUUAAAACUGCUAUAAUUGUUUACCACCAGUAUGCUCUUUGGAAAAAUUGUUUUGGCCGUAUUGCUAAUUUAUAUUUGUUUUGCCAGAGUUUAUACUACUUUUAGUUCUUCUCGUUUUGGCAAAACUUUCUCUUUUACAGAUGCCCUUUUUGCAUUUUAUAGUUUUCUGGACUCUGCUUGUUAAGCAUACUUGUAUCUUAUUGGAAUUAAUACUACCUUUCUAAAUUUGCUAUAUACAUUUUAUCUCUGUGUCUAUAUUAAUGAUUUUUAAAUAACUACCAAGCUUGCUGAAGAAAUCUAACUUCCCUGGCUCUCUCUUUUAACUAAUCCACUUAACUUUGGAAGUGGGGCAACUCAGUUUAAAAUUAAAUGUGACCAAGCUGAAUUUCCUGAAUGUUGCAUAUAUUAGCACUUGGUCUGUUUCUGAGUUCUGGUAACCCCUAAGUUAAAUUACUUCAACAUGCUAUGCAUGGGACUGCCUUUAAAGACAGCAGAAUUCAGUGGCCAGGUUGUAACACCAAUCCUGGCCCUAUUCUACUGUCUGCCAACUAGUUUCUGGGCCCAAUUCAAAGUGCUGAUAAAGCCUUAAAUAGCUCAGGCCCGCAAUACGUCAAGGACUAACACGGACCCUACAAUCAUCAUCUGAGGCCCUUCUUCAUGUGCCCCCUCCACAAGAGGAAUGUGGAAUGGGCGUGGAAUGCUUUGUGUGGAAUGCUCUCCCCAGGGUGGCUUGCCUGGUGCCAUUAUUAUACAUCUUUAGAUGGCAGCCAAAAACAUCCCUCUAUAACCAGGCCUUUGUCCCUUUUCUAUGGCCUUUUAGAAGUGAGAGCGGUUGGGAGAUGUUUUCAAUGUAUUUUCUCCCUGGUUUUAAUAUACCUAUGUGGCUUUUGUUUGCUUGCUUGCAAAUUGCUUUGGGUUACCUUGGGCGAGAUAAAGCAACGGACAAGUUUAAUAAAUAAGAAGUAGAAGAAUCAGGGGAUGAUAUUGGAGUGUGGAACCUGUGACCUUCCAAAUGUCGCUUGACCCCAAACUCCCACUAGCACAAGUCAAUGGCCAAUGGUCAGGGGAUGAUUGGAGCUGUGGUACAACAGCACUUGGAGGGCCACACAGGUUCCCCAUCCCUGAUCCAGGAGAUACUAGUUGAAAGUAAUGUUGUCAAGGGAAGGAAGAUUUCCUGUGAAGGAUGUAAUUCAAAGCUACAGCAGAAUGUUGCAAAUUCCUCAUGCUGGCACCCUAGAAAGGUAAGGAUGUGAAUGCAUCUAGGCUCUUCAGAAAUUCAAAAGUACCAGUUGUGAUACAGUUUGUGUAAUAUUCUUAAUAUUAAAAGGAAUGAAUAACAUAUUUUCACUUCAAUUGCAGGCAUUGUGGCUUUAUGCACCAUAGCAGUGAUAGCUAUAGACCGUGCGAUUGUGAUCGGCAAGCCUAUGGGAACACUUACUUUUACCACCAGGAAAGCCAUGAUUGGAGUUGCUGCGUCCUGGGUCUGGUCUCUCGUUUGGAACACUCCCCCUCUUUUUGGUUGGGGAGGAUACCAGAUGGAAGGCGUCAUGACCUCCUGUGCUCCAGACUGGUACAACAGUGACCCUAUUAAUGUUUCCUAUAUUGUCUGCUACUUUCUAUUCUGCUUCACAAUUCCGUUCGCUGCCAUCUUGGUUUCCUAUGGAUAUCUACUAUGGACUCUGCGCCAGGUAGUGCUGCAUUUCAUAUUAUGUUUUGCUUAAUUUGCUGACCUUAAAAGUGUUUUAGCACCAUUAAAAAAAUUUCCAGAAUUAAAAUGUACUGACUCAUUCAAAAGACAAUCUGGCCCAAGGGCUUGAGCUACAUUUUAUUUUACUUUUUACUGGUAAACAUCGGCCACUUUAUGUUACAUACUGUCAUCAUUCAAGGAAUCAGACCACAUGGAAUCUGAAUUUAGGCAAAUGUUAAACUGGUGUGCUUAGGCUUCACUAAGCAUGGGUGCUCAUAUCUUACAUAUUUUCCGUACCAAACCAUAAUUUCAUUAACAAUUUAUCUGUGAUUCAGAUUCACACAUAGCAUUGGGGCUGCUUUUGCCACUCACAAGAGCUGUGUGCGCACACACAUUAAUGUGUGCAAUAUAAGAUAAUGUUAGGUGCUCCUAGAUCCAUCACUGUCACUGGAAACAGAGGUGUCCUCUAGUGUUCAUGCAUUGGCAACCUCAAAUGUGUAUUACUGCAAUGUGCUCUAUGUGGAGCUAUCCUUGCAGCUGGUGCAUAAUGUGGUAGUUGGGUUGCUUGUGGUGGCAAACCAGUGGCAACAUAUUACAACACCUUGUUUGUGGGAUUUGCUCUGGGCUGCCAGUUUGCUACUGAAGCAAGCAAAGAUUUGCUGAACAGAAACCCACACCACAGGUUAGCAAGGGAACUGGCUAUGAGACAAAGGACUGCAUUGCAUUUGGAAGGUAUUUUCAGUGCUAGUUCAAAUUUUCAAAAGGUCGUAGGUUCAGUCUUCUGUGGCUUCAAGUAGGAUGGGGAAAGGUUCCUGCCUGAAACCCUGGAGAGUCACUGCCAGUCCGUGUUGGCACUCCUCAGCUAGAUGGAACAAUGGUCUGACUUGGUAUAAGGCAGCUUCUCACAUUCCUGGCUUUGAAAAGUGUUUACAAUUUGUUUUAAAUUCACCCUCUUAACUAAACUCCAAAACAGAUAUUUCCCCUCACAUUUAUCAAGCAAACCUUCUGUGUAUAACAUAUGAAGCACUUCUUUAAAGUCUGCUCAGAUGAAAAAACAAAAACAGGCUUACAAGGAAUUUAUCUGUCCAUCACAUGGCCACUUUCUGUGUAGUAAUGGAGUUUGGUCCGUGCCUUUACUGCUUUCCUCGCUGCCACAUUAGAGCUUUCAGGUCCAGACCCUGUAGCAUUCCUGUACUGUAUCUUGGCAAAUUGCAUUUCCUCUGGCGUGCCUUUUUCCAUCGUAUGCUAUGUUUAAGGGAGAACUUUGGUCACUCUGGAUUUCUCAUUUCUUCCCUACCUCCUUAUUUUCACUGCGCUUUCCAAUCUUUGGCCUCCCAACCUUGUACUCACAGCUCCUCCUUUUCCCAGUUUUUGCAGCCAAAUGUCUUUUAUGUGAACUCGUAAGACUACACAGCUACAAACAUUUUGAGGCAGACAGACUGAAUCAAGGGUAUCCAAUGUGCUACCCUCUAGAUGCUGAUGGACUUCAGCUCCUAUCAGUCCCUGCCAGCUUGGCCAACAGUCAGAAAUGAUGGGAGUUGUAGUCUAUAAUGGCUGGAGGGGACCACAUUAACUAUUCCUGUUCUAAGACAUCCUAUCAGCUUAGACCAUGGAUGCCAUUGUCACCUUUACAUGUCAGAUUGCCAGUAUCCAUACACUUGCUUCUGCAUCCCUCAAGACCUGUUCAGACUGGAUAUUUGCAAAUUAGCAGAUUAUUACAAAAGCCUCCUGUUCUCUUUCCCAAAAUAAACUUGCACUGUAAAGGCUGACCUGAACUUCCUGCUGGCAUGCAGAAUAAAACAUUCUUAAGCACUUCCACAUGAACUGUCAUCCUAUUAUUUUAUGUGCAAUGAAAUGUAAUUACACUGAUGUAUGUCCUAUUUUUGAUAGGUAUUGAAUGUGCUAUUUUUAACUAGGUUGCUAAAGUUGGAGUAGCUCAACAAGGCUCAACAACGAAAGCGGAAGCUCAAGUGUCACGGAUGGUGAUAGUCAUGGUGAUGGCAUUCUUGAUCUGCUGGCUUCCUUACGCAACUUUUGCCCUGGUAGUUGUGGGUAAUCCUCAAAUCUACAUUAAUCCUAUUAUAGCCACCAUUCCUAUGUACCUGGCGAAAAGCAGCACGUUCUAUAAUCCAAUCAUCUACAUUUUUAUGAACAAGCAGGUGAGUUUAAACUCAAUAUGAUCUGUGGAGCAUGAAAAUCAAAGUAUAAAUAUUGUAUAGACUCAGCAUCCAUUGGGAGUCUUUAAAAAAAAAAAUCCACCCCCCUGCGAAUUUUACUUCCAAAUCCCUCUGCUCCCUCUUCUGAACUACACUGCAAAACAAAAUCCGCUACCCUGAUCUUAACCCCCACCCUGCAUGAUAUGUAGAGUAUACUAUACCACAAAUCAUCUAUUUGCAGGUCUGGACUUUCCCAAGUAAAUAAAAUUGCUUACAUUGCUUUUAUAUCUAUUCAGGCAUGCCAGCUUUCCUAGCAGGCUCACAGGGAUGGUACACAUUGCAAAAAGGGAAAUGUUCUCUAACCAAGAAUUUUGUAUGUGCUUGACCUGCUUUUUAGGUUGCACAACAGAUCAAAUACACGUUGCUGUCUGUUCACUAGUCAGGAAGUAAAUCGAGCAAUACAAAACAUUAUUGUGCACAAAGAAUAUAGCAUAAUGCUCUGGUGGGUUUGUCCCAGGAUUGCCUUAAAGCUGCCUGCUGUAUGUGCAGAAUUAUUUUCUAUGCUGCCACCUUGUGGCUAAAUGAAUUCUUAUUAUAAUGAUUUAUCAAGGAUUCAUUUUCUGCUUUCUUCAUGCACUUGUUUCAGUAACAAUUAUAUUAACAUUCAGGAUUUUUUGCCCAGUUACACAAAAUAAGAUCCUAAUCUAUUAUAGCAUUAAAAAAUGCCUUUGAAACUUUCAUCAGUGCAUAAAAAUAGUAUGAACUGCUUAAUGUGCUGAUAUUAAUAAAUAAAAAACUCAACAGAGCUAGGAAGCACUAAGCCCAUUGAAUACAAUGGUCUUAAGCAUGCCUAACUCUGCUGGAUUUAGACUUAAAUAUCAUUUUAAUAGUAAAUGAGUCUUUUGACAUACAGACAUACAUACAUACGUACUUAAAGAAGAUAAAUACUUAUUGCUUAGAAAUUUAUGUCAUAGCAUACAUAAUAAUAUGUUGUCUUUAGAGCAGUGGUCAUUUUGGGGAUCAUUGACUCCUUUGAGAAUCUGAUGAAAGCUAUGGAACCCCCUCACUAGAAAAAUGCAUAUAAAUAUAGGCACAAAAUUUUGCAUACAAUUUGUUUUAUGGCAUGGGGGGGGGGAGCUUUCUUUUUUGCAGCCAUUUAAUGGACCCCUAUGAAGCCACAGGUGGAAAAAACCCUACUUUAGAGAAAGAGGGGAAAUACCCUAUUGUGGCUGUUAAUAUGCAGGACGAAUCUGUUUUCUAAACUGCUGGCAUGCAAAAACUAUGUGUUAAAUCCCAAAUCAAUUUUGCUUUUUGUUCUGAUUUGUUUUUAAAAUUUGUGGUUUUCUCUUCCCGCCUCCGCCCCCAUAAAUCAAUUCCCUCUUCUGAACCUUUCCUUCAUCCUUUUUGUCUCAAUGCCCCCUGUCCUUAUCUCAGAGGCAGAUUUUGGGCAGCACAACUGUUUCCGCUGCACUGGGCGCUGACCCUCCAUGCCUCAGGCUGCUGUUUAAGGCCUAGGAGCAGGACUGGGGAUUUCACAGUGGCAACGGUUGUAACAUACCAAACAUACUGGGCUUUAUCCAAGGCUGUGCCAGUGGGGUUCCAUUCUCUCUUCUCCCCCCCCCCCCAAAAAAAAAUCUGCUUCAGAGGGUUCCCCCCAUCCCUCCAGAGCUGAUAUUUGAGGAUGCAAGGGGAGGAGCGGCAGAAAGGAACAGGGAAAGAAGAGGAAAUUUAAUUAUGCACAUGGCAGCCCCUUCUACCCGUUGAGCUGCAAUGUUGGAUACAGUCUUUACGUGUCUCACAGCAGUACACACACACAAAUACAUAUAUGUGUGUUGUGUAUACGAAUGAUGUAUAAUCAAAUGUGGCAUGAGCCAAAAGUAAAUUUGUACUUUUCCUUUCCAGUUCCGCGAUUGUCUCGUUAGGUGUCUCCUGUGUGGAAAAAAUCCAUGUGCUUCCAAUCAAGCGGAUGAAACUGAUCUAGAAGUUUCUACUGUUGCCCCUGCUUCCUCUUCAAGAUGCGGCAAAGUUUCUCCACAGUAG